Messenger RNA from Ochlerotatus camptorhynchus, 811 nucleotides. RefSeq lists its product as uncharacterized. The transcript has 3 exons. The record is from RefSeq and is a predicted model, not a curated record. NCBI's taxonomy places the organism in Eukaryota, Metazoa, Arthropoda, Insecta, Diptera, Culicidae. Bases 1 to 708 code for a protein of 235 amino acids.
AUGAGCAAGUUUCUCCAGAAUGCCAUGAACGCAAAAGAAGAGCGUCUGUUGCAUCUAAGUUUGGAAGUUAAGGUUCUGAAGUCUUUGAAUGACCAUUUGAACGAACGCAACCGCCGACUCGAAGAGGACAACAGCAAACAGCUUCAAAUUAUUAACGACCAAACGCGUUUGGUUCAUGAGAUGAGUGACAUUAUUGCUACCAAGAAUUCUUCCCAGUAUGUUAGCAACCAGUAUUCCUCCAAAUUCAGACAAGAACGACAUAAACUGUUGGCCGAAAUCGAGCACCUGAAAGUGCAAGCUUCGUCGGGACAUAGCAAGACCCGACCCAAAAGUAUGCCGGCUUCGGAAAUCGGAAUUAAAUUGAGCAGCAAACAAAAUCUACAAUUAGACUGCUUCCCUUCGCCCAAGGCGCCUCAAGGGGGAAACAGUGCCUCCGAUUAUUGGAGCUUAAAGUUAAGCAAGUCCCAAACAUACGUUGGAAUGAGACAUUCCUCGAGUCCCAUUAAUACCAAAAGUAGCAAAAUAUCCUACCUAAACCGGAAGAAGUCGGGAUCCGAGCCGGAGAUUUCAGUGCUUAUCAAGAAAAACGAACCUUCACCGGGUUGCAGUUCUUCCAAAGAUUGGCCACUGUCAAGCAAACCUAGCAGAAACCAGUAUUUCGACCGAGUUAAGGAUUUGAUCGCCGGCAUAACGAAAAUCAGAAACUGACUCAUCCUAAUGCUGCUUAAUACAUUUAUUUUAAAAUUUAAAAAAAAAACUGCUCAUUUUGUUCGAAAAAAUUUCACCGUUAAAAAAAAGUCAAGUAAAAAAU